Brachypodium distachyon (stiff brome) is the source of this 1273-nucleotide messenger RNA. Its product is annotated as ABC transporter F family member 4. Bases 67 to 1053 code for a protein of 328 amino acids. The transcript has a single exon. The record is from RefSeq and is a predicted model, not a curated record. Lineage: Eukaryota; Viridiplantae; Streptophyta; Magnoliopsida; Poales; Poaceae.
CCUAAAACCCUAACCCUCGAACUCACUCACCAACUUCCCCCCCGAGUAGGCUUCCCGGCGGCCGCGAUGAGGGCGAUCGCCGGCGCCGUGCACUCCUCCACGCCCUGUUCGCUCGCCAAGGCCACGCGCGCCAUCGCCGUUUUCACCGAACUCAACGCGACCAACCUCCCUUCCUCCGACGCCGCCACCUACCUCCGCACCGUCGCCGAGGCCGCCAACGAACUCCACAUCUUCCGCCGCGGCCUCCGCAGGCCACAAGGCGACGUCGCCGAUGGCGCUCAUGAGGGCGGCGGCGGCGGCGAGGCUAGCGAGAGGAAGCAGGGAGCCUCCGCAACCGCCGGUGAGAGGAAGAGCGGUAUGAGGAAGGGGUCGAGAGAGGAUGAGGAGAUGAAGGGUCAGAAGCUAGGGGAGGUUGAUGAACCAGAAAUCUCUGCUGCUGCUGCUGCUGCUGCUAACAGAGGUUUGCAAAGCCCUGGCAGUGAGAAGAGGAAGAAGAAGGAGAGGAAAGAGAUACGUGUGAAAGAGGAAGAUGUAUCAGGGGAUGUUAAUCAGGAGGUGAACAGGAAGGCCCUUUUUGAUGGCUCGCAAGGUUUGGUGUCGGAAGGAGGCGACGAUGAAAAGAGGGCGAGGAAGGAGAAGAAGAAGGAGAAGCGUGUGAAAGUGGAAGAUGAAUCAGGGGGUGUGAAUGCGGAGGAGAGCAGGAAGGCCCUUGAUGAUGUCUUGCAUGGUUUGGUGUCGGAAGGAGGAGUCGGAAGUGAGAAGAAGGCCAAGAAGAAGAAAAGGCACGUGAAGCAGGAGGAAGAGGAGGUGAUGGAUGCGAAGGAGGCGGAGCAACAAAUAUUUCACGGUGACCUGGCUGAACAUGGAGUGGCUAGCCAGGAGAAGAAAAGAAAGAAAAGGAAGCAUGCAGAAGACGACGAAGAGAAGAAAGAAAUUGUUAUGAAUGGUGAUUUGGGUAGUGAAAAGAAGAGGAAAAAGAAGAGGGAGCGAGAUGGCGACGAUGGUAACGAGAAAGAGCUAGUAGAGCAUACCAAAAAGAAGCAGCGGAAGUAAUCGAGAUUAGGCUUAGGAGAAUCCAUGCUGAUUGAAAACGUAUCAGGCUUUCUGAAGAUUGGUACGUUGAGGUUGAAUCUGCUGUUGUAUUUUGGGUUUUAUUGUACAACUGAGUUUGGGGUAUUUUGACCACUCUUGUAUACUCCAAACUUACAUUUUUUGUGACAUCCAUAUCAAAUGCCAUGCCACUGUUGGAAUGAGAUUUACAUUUUUAUUGUCC